Molecule: messenger RNA, 1464 nt
Organism: Ceratosolen solmsi marchali
Lineage: Eukaryota; Metazoa; Arthropoda; Insecta; Hymenoptera; Agaonidae
Product: putative inorganic phosphate cotransporter
Exons: 2
Coding region: 51-1430 (459 amino acids)
Biological process (GO): transmembrane transport; monoatomic anion transport
Cellular component (GO): membrane
Molecular function (GO): transmembrane transporter activity
Source: RefSeq, a predicted model, not a curated record
CUACCUCAUUUAUAGAUAUUCACAUACAGCAACGAUGGAUUUUCGCUGUAAUGGGAUUUUUGGCAUUGUUUAAUGCGUACGCUAUGCGUAUUUGCCUAUCAAUUGCGAUAACGGAGAUGGUUGUACCUUUAAAUAUUACCGAAGAAUUUAUCGAUGACACGUGCUCGGAUCUUUCGAUCAAACAAUCCAACAACUUCACCGCGAUUGUUAAAGACGGCACCUACGAAUGGAGCGAAUACACUCAGGGAAUCAUUCUCUCGUCGUUUUAUUGGGGCUACGUAAUAACUCAUCUACCCGGCGCUUUAUUGUCCGAGAAAUUUGGCGGAAAAUAUACGCUUGGUAUUGGAAUAUUUUUAAGCGCAAUACUAACAGUUUUGGUGCCAAUAUCCGUGCAAUGCGGAGGCUCGGCAGCGCUGAUCGUCCUCCGAGUCCUCAUGGGAUUCAGCGGAGGUGUCAUAUUCCCGGCCCUCAAUGUCAUGACCGCCCACUGGGCACCGCCGCAAGAGUUGUCCUUAAUCACGGCCGUAAUCUUCAUUGGAGUGGACAUUGGCGUGAUCGGCGCGACAACCAUAUCCGGAUUGAUCCUCCGCUACUCCGUCCUCGGCUGGUCGGGAGUAUUUUACUUUUUCGGUGGCGCAGGUAUACUAUGGUUUAUCCUGUGGAUGCUCCUCUGCUUCAACAAUCCCGACGAGCAUCCCUUCAUUUCUGACAGUGAGGCGAGUUAUCUGCGCAAGUCCUUAAACGAGCACACCCACAAAAAUACGCCCCCCGUACCAUGGGCUCGGAUAUUCAAGUCCUCUCCAUUUUGGGCCCUACUCGUCGUCCAAAUCGGCCACGACUGGGGUCUCUAUACACUGGUCACCGACCUGCCCAAGUACAUGAGCAGCGUCCUCAGAUUCUCCGUCGAAUACAAUGGCUACUUGUCGUCCCUGCCUAACGUCUGCGCGGUCCUCUACUGCCUCCUGAUAUCCUGGCUAACCGACAAAAUGAUAACGUCCAAUCUGAUAUCGAAGACCAAUGCCAGGAAAAUAAACACGAGCAUAUCCACAUUAGCCCCGGCGCUCUUCAUCGUCGGCGCAUCCUACGCCGGCUGCAAUCGCGUCCUCGUUGUUGUCAUGUUUACGUUGGCCGUGACGCUCAUGGGCAGCAGCUUACCAGGCAUCAAAGUUAACUCGCUCGACCUCAGUCCCAAUUACGCGGGAACGAUAAUGGCCCUUACGAAUGGCAUCGCCAGCUUCACCGGCAUCUUGACACCUUAUCUCGUGGGUGUGCUGACGCCAAACCAGACCCUCGGCGAGUGGCGACUCGUAUUUUGGUUGGUUUUUUGCGUAUUCUUCGUCACGAAUACGUUUUUCGUUUUUUUCGCCAGUGGCGACGUGCAGCUCUGGAACGAUCCGAAAUUUCCAAAGGCAAGAAGAGCGUUAAAUUGAGCGAGAAAGCUUAAGGGCUCGUCUUCAUCUAUUU